AUGAAUAAAGAUAUAUUACCAAAAGGCUCUAAAAAACAAAUAAUACUUGAUGAAACUCAAUUAUAUAAUCAAUUAAAUAAUAAAUCAACAUUAUCAGAAGAUCUACAAACAUCUCUUCUUAACGUUGGUAUGCGUAUACGAAAAGCAAUUGCAUCAGGGUAUAAAACAAAGCAAACAGAUUCUCCUAUAUCUAAAUCUAAUAUUGAUAUUAUUCAUCCAACCUAUCCAUCCAAAAAUUUAUCGAUUAAACAUAAACGAAGAUUAUCAUAA
This is a messenger RNA of Pneumocystis murina B123, 270 nucleotides long. RefSeq lists its product as hypothetical. Bases 1 to 270 code for a protein of 89 amino acids. The transcript has 3 exons. Lineage: Eukaryota; Fungi; Ascomycota; Pneumocystomycetes; Pneumocystales; Pneumocystaceae. The record is from RefSeq and is a predicted model, not a curated record.